Messenger RNA from Haliotis rubra (blacklip abalone), 729 nucleotides. RefSeq names its product proline-rich receptor-like protein kinase PERK2. Lineage: Eukaryota; Metazoa; Mollusca; Gastropoda; Lepetellida; Haliotidae. The record is from RefSeq and is a predicted model, not a curated record. The transcript has a single exon. Bases 1 to 729 code for a protein of 242 amino acids.
AUGUCAAUCCACCAGCCGCCGUCCAUCCCCACCCAUAUGUCAACCACCAGCCUCCGUCCAUCAACACCCCUCUGUCAACCACCAGCCUCCUGUCCAUCCCCACCAGUCACCCCAGCCUCUGUCCAUCCCCACCCAUCUGUCAACCACCAGCCUCCGUCCAGCCAACACCUAUAUGUCACCCACCAGCCUCUGUCCAUCCCACCCUGCUGUCAACCACCAGCCUCCGUCCAUCCUCCGUCCAUCCCCACCCAUCUGUCAACCACCAGCCUCCGUCCAUCCCCACCCAUCUGCCAACCACCAGCCUCUGUCAUCCCCACCCAUCACCAACCACCAGCCUCCGUCCAUCCCCACCCUCUGUCAACCACCAGUCCAUCCCGUGUCAACCAUCAGCCUCUGUCCAUCCCCACCCUCUGUCAACCACCAGCCUCCGUCCAUCCCCCCCGCCCUUUCUGUCAACUACCAGCCUCCAACGUCCAGGCUCCGUCCAUCCCUCUGUCAACCACCAGCCUCCGUCCAUCCACCUCCGUCCACCCCUCUGUCAACCACCAGCCUCCGUCCAUCCCCACCCCUCUGUCAAACCAGCCUCCGUCCAGCCUCUGUCAACCACCAGCCUCUCUGUCCAUCAGCACCCCUCUGUCUGUCAACCACCAGCCUCCGUCCAUCCCCACCCCUCUGUCAACCACCAGCCUCCGUCCAUCCCCACCCCUCUGUCAGCUAAGAGGCGACUAA